AUGUCUGAAGUCGCGCCUGCGAUCGAGCCUUCUCCAGUUAAGGCUCGGCCUUUCGGCAGGACGAAAUCUGUCAGUGAGCUUCUUGGUGGAGGGAAAGUUGCCGACACUUUGCUCUGGAAGGAUUGGAAGUCGAGCUCUGCAAUCCUGCUGUCCGUCGUCGCUCUGUGGUUUUUUUUUGAACGAUCGGGGAUGACCCUUCUCACAUUGGCUGCUGAUGGCCUCAUGAUCGUGGUGACGACCUUCUUCCUUUGGGCUCAAGUGGCUUCUUUCUUGAACAAGUCUGGACCCCCCCUCCCGGAACUCAAGGUUUCCGAGGACUCAAUCAGCAAGUCGGCGAUCUAUAUCCGUGACGAGAUCAACACAAUGCUGAAGCUUGCACACGACGUCGCCCUCGGGAAGGACUACCUCCUCUUUGCCAAGGUGCUCGCCGCUCUUUACGUGGUCGCAGUUGUGGGUGCAUGGUUCCACUUUCUCACCCUCGUCUUGAUUGCCAUUGUCACCGCCUUCUCUCUUCCCGCUCUGUAUGACAAGUUCGAGGACCAGGUGGAUGAGCAUCUUGAGAAGGUUCUGGCAGAAAUGGAUAAGAUCUACAAGCUCGCUGAGGAGAAGAUCCGGGGUGCUCUCAACAAGCCCAAGUCUAAGAAGACUGAGUAG
This is a messenger RNA of Closterium sp. NIES-65, 654 nucleotides long. Lineage: Eukaryota; Viridiplantae; Streptophyta; Zygnematophyceae; Desmidiales; Closteriaceae. The record is from the annotation of a GenBank genome assembly.